Molecule: messenger RNA, 1005 nt
Organism: Solanum verrucosum
Lineage: Eukaryota; Viridiplantae; Streptophyta; Magnoliopsida; Solanales; Solanaceae
Exons: 5
Coding region: 96-635 (179 amino acids)
Source: RefSeq, a predicted model, not a curated record
UUUUCUCUCGGCAACAAGUCCCCUUUUACCAAACCAAAAAUUGCAGUGUACUUUUUUUUUUCUUUCAUCUCAGCUGCAGCGUGCCUGCUGCUCCCAUGGAAGCUUUCACCAACGAAGAGUUCGCAAUUGGAUGCGCUUUAUCCAUCAAGACUACUUUAGGUGACGAGUUUGAAGCUCAAGUUAUCGCCUAUGACAAACCCUCCAACAUCCUCGUUCUUCAAGAAGGGGUUUCUGCAUCAGGGCCUAAGAGAGACAUAAGGCUAUUGAAAGCGAACUAUAUAAAAGAGUUCAGUUUUCUUGGUCAAAACCAAGACCCACUUGAUACCAGUAAAUGUUAUCUUGAUCUCAGUAGCCUUCAAGCCAGAGAAGAUUCUGCUUUAAGACAAGCAGAGAUAGAUGCUGAGAGAUUCGGGAUUGGGGUCACCGCUGAAGCUCAGAAUAUAUUUGAUGCUUUGUCUAAAACGUUGCCUGUGCGCUGGGACAAAACUGUGAUAGUUGUGAUGAAUGAGGUGCGUGUUAGCAGUCCAUACCUUCCCGAAUCUGUUGCUGGAGGCACUCCUGCUGCUAAUGAAAGAGUGCGGAAAGUGCUUGAAUUGGAGAGGAAGAGGUUGCAAUCCCGUAAUACUGGACAGUGAGAUUCCUUUUUGUUCGUCUGAGGUAUUCUUUGGAUCGGUGUCCUGCUGAGAAAACAAAUACCAAAGGCUUUAGCAAAAAUGGCCAUACAAGUAGCAUCCUACUUGAGCGAAGAUGUAUUGUGUCUCUACACCUGUAAGAGAUUUCGACUUGGGAAAAUUUUAGUGAUGGGAGUUGCUCUAUCCCUCACCCCCGUCCCCAAAGAAAAUACAAGUUUUUUUUUUCUCAUUUGCCUGUAAAAUUAAGGUAAUUUAAAUGUGCCAUAUUAUGAUUACAAGGUUGAUAACUUGAGGAAAUGGCGUCGUCAAGUAGAAACACAGCUUUGGGGGUGAGGAUAUGAUGAAGUUUUAUUUAUCUAAUCAAAAUUUGUUU